This is a messenger RNA of Rana temporaria (common frog), 2280 nucleotides long. It is a transcript of the gene CFAP184, whose product is annotated as coiled-coil domain containing 96. The coding region runs from base 218 to 2125 and encodes 635 amino acids. Gene Ontology annotation, cellular component: axoneme; ciliary basal body. The transcript has a single exon. Gene Ontology annotation, biological process: cilium assembly. The record is from RefSeq and is a predicted model, not a curated record. NCBI's taxonomy places the organism in Eukaryota, Metazoa, Chordata, Amphibia, Anura, Ranidae.
CCGCCCAGCGCGCCCUCGGCUGCGCAUGCGUCUGCGGCGGGAGCGCGCCGUCCUGGUGUACGAUAGGUCGGAUUCGCGCGGCUAGAGUGCGAUUGGAGGAGAGUAGAAGUGACGUCGGUCGUAGGCUUUGCUGCUUCCGGGCUCUGGCCCCGCCCGCCGUGUCCAUGGAAACCUCACAGACGCCGAAAUACAGACGUGGUGCGCUUGAGGGAAAGCCAUGCAGACUCCAGGGCCCGGUACCGGAGAGGAGAACGGUGAGAGAAACGGGACACCGGCUGGUACCAGUCAGGAGGCGAACAGAGAGCCUGGUACCAGUGGGCAAGAAUCUGACAGAGGACAUGACACCAGUGAGGAGACUCCAAGAGAGACUGAUAUUGCUGAUUCCACCAAUCAGGAGACUGCAGGAGAGCCUGGCACCACUAAUGAGGGUGACGCCACUGAAAUCACUGCCGCAGAGCCUGGCACCGCCAAUAGGGAGGGCGAAACCACUGAAAUGACUGCUGGGGAGCCUGACACCACCAAUCAGGAGGGUGACACAGCUAAAAUGACUGCCGGAGAGCCUGACACCACCAAUCAGGAGUGUGGCACUGUUGACACGACUACCGGAGAGCCUGAUACCACCAAUGAGGAGGGUGACACCACUGAAAUGACUGCUGGAGAGCCCAGCAAAGCCAACAGAAAUGACACCUCCAAUGAAGAAGGUGACACCAUUGAUGUGACUGCCGGAGAGCGCAAGACGGAUGGAGACCAGGCCUCCAAUCAGGAAGGUGAUGCCACUGACGUGCCUACCGGAGAGGCUGGUGGCGAUCCAGAUACGGAAAGAGAACUUGGCACCAGUGAGUCAAUGGGAGUGGGGGAGGGAAAGACUGGCGCUGAUCAGGAUAUCUCAUCAGAAGACCAGAAGGAAGAACUGGACAUUGCUAACCUUACAACCGGCGAGGAGGAGGAAGCGUUGAAGGUGACUGAUGGUCCCGCCCUUGAGGAUCCAAGCUCAGCUAGAUAUGAAGAAAUGCCUAGUGAGCCCCCUGAGGAGCAGGAGGACACCCAAGAAGCCUGGGAGAAUGAAGAACCUAAACCACAAGAGGAAGAAGACUCUACGCCCCAAGACAGUUCUGAUGACCCAUAUGAAGAUGAAGAGGUCCGAGAAGCUCUUAUACAACAGUACCAGUCACUGCUUACAGAAAAGGAGAAGGUGCAGCAGCAGAACUCUCACUUCCAACAUAAACUCUACGAGUACUUCCGCCGAAAGAAAGGAGAAGACACCCGGCCAGAGAUGGAGAAGCACGUCUCCGACCAAGAACAGCGCUACCUGAAGUACCUGGCCACGCUGGAGGAGAUGAGGAAGACGUUUAGAGAAGACACGGUCCUGCAUGAGCAGCAGAUUGAAGAGCUCAGGGUCCGCUGUCAGGAAGUCGUAAGUGAAGUGGACAAGGAGUGGGCUGCUUUCCAAGAGCAGAAGAAGAAAGUCGCUUUAUAUGUCGUUAACCGAGGUGCCGGGAAACACGCCGCAUCGACCUUUUCUCAAGAAAUAGUCCAGCUCCAAGCCAAGGAAGAGCGCAAGGAGAAGGAAGUAAUACAGGUCCGCCUGGAGAACAUCAAACUCAAGAACCAGAUCAAUCACCACGACUUUACCUUGCGCUCCAAAGAGGAGCUAGCUGAAGGUUUGCACCUCAUCGACUUCGAGCAGCUUAAGAUCGAAAACCAGACCUACAACGAGAAGAUCGAGGAGAGAAACGAGGAGCUCCUCAAACUAAGAAAAAAGAUUACCAACACCGUGCAAGUGCUGACUCACCUGAAAGAAAAGCUGCAGUUUGUGCAGGUCGAAAACCAAGACCAGAAGGACCGGCUGAUGGAAAUCGAGGCCUUGGUGGCUCACAAGAGGGACAUUCUAACGAGAACAAAGCAGGCCAGAGACAGCCUGAGGAUGGACAACCUGAACCUCAAACAAAAAUGUGGGCUGCUUGGUAACGAGACUUUACUUCGAGACUUUGAGGAGAAGGUCGAUGCCACCGAGGAGCUUCGCCAGAAACUGGAGGACCUGAAACGUCGUCAUGCUGAGCUAACCCUGUCCAGCAAGGGAGUGAUGAAGAAAAUACAAGACUCCAAGUUCGUUCUAGAAAGUUAAUAUUCCAAUGUGAGUGCAGCACAGAAAAGUGGUACCUUCAUCCUGGCCAAUCCAAAGCAUGGAAAGGGUGAGAGAGAAAUGUGUGGGCACCAUCAUAGAUUACACAUAAUAUGAUAGUUAAAAGUAUAAAAAAAAUCUCUUUAUUAAAGUAAAAC